This is a messenger RNA of Trichoderma atroviride IMI 206040, 912 nucleotides long. RefSeq lists its product as uncharacterized. The record is from RefSeq and is a predicted model, not a curated record. Lineage: Eukaryota; Fungi; Ascomycota; Sordariomycetes; Hypocreales; Hypocreaceae.
AUGGGCUUUCAAUACAAUCCUGAUGUAGACGUGCCUGAUCUCUCUGGCAAAGUCAUUCUCAUCACUGGAGGCACCAGUGGCAUUGGAAAAGCUACAAUCCUCGAACUAGCCAAACACAACCCAGCACACAUCUACUUCACCGGUCGAAACGAGAAGGCAGCCAAACAAGUCACGUUCCAAUGCGCAAACUCCUCAAACAUGACUUUCCUGCCCUGCGAUCUCGACAACCUCACAAGUAUCCGCGACGCCGCAACAAAGUUUCAACACAACCGUCUAGACAUAUUCAUCGCCAACGCAGGCGUCUCUGCCAUCCCACCCGCCCUCACAAAGGACGGCUACGAAGUCCAAUUCGGCACCAACCACGUUGGCAACGCGGCGCUGCUGCUGCUUCUCCUGCCCAUCAUGCUGCGAACUGCAAACGAGGUGCCGGGAGCAGACGUCCGCUUCGUGGCCACGACGUCGUUGGGAUAUGCCAUGGCCAAUGGGAUUGACUUUGACGCCCUGCGGUCCAAGCAGGACAAUAUGCUGCUGAUGGGCCGGUGGCGACGCUACGCGCAGAGCAAACUCGCCAAUGUGCUCUUUGCGAGGGAGCUGGGCAAACGGUAUCCGCAGAUUACGAGCCUUGCGGUUCAUCCGGGCGUGGUUGGCACGGAGGCGGUUGCCAACUUUGGGACUUUUGACAAGAUGCUCACGCGUAUCACGGCUCCAAGGGGGAUGCUGACUCCUCGCGAGGGGGCGUAUAAUACUUUGUGGGCGGCGACGUCUCUGGAGGUCAAGGACAAGGUUGAUGGCAAGACGGCGCUUUUUGAACCAGUUGGGAGGCCGCAUGGUGGGAAUGCAAAGUGUCAUAGUGAUGAGUUGUCGAGGAGGUUGUGGGAGUGGACUGUUGAGGAGGUUGGUGUGCAAGUUUGA